GCAUGAAGUCGAACCAUAGAGUCGAAGACGCCUAAAUAAAAUUAUUCCUGUCAGUCAGAAGAAAUACCUGUAUGUUUACCUGUCGCCAUUUUACACUUGAACAAACGCACUGCUACAAAACAGAUAUCUUGACUAAAGUGUCUAUUUAUAACGUUUAAAGUCGCUUAAUGUGUACUUGAUGUAAACUGUGAUUUGAGUAUCCAGAAACAAUUUACUGAGAGUCUGUGGAGGUGACCAGAUUCAUCAAACUGAUGUGACUGAAUGAUUCAUGGAUGAUUCACAAACAUUCAGAGAUGGAGAUGAUACCCCAGGAGUCAGAGCAGUCCAUCAGAAGAGAUCAGACUCACCUGAGAUCAGCUGUGUGUCCAUGAAGAGUGAUGCCUCUUUAAACAAUCUAAUAGGAUUUAAGUGUGUAGACACAUCACCUGAUCAGAGGUCAGUAAUAUUGUCUGGAUCAGACUCAACAGAUCAGAUCAGAGUGUCUGUGAGUGAUCAGACUAUUAAUGUUCAACAGUCCAAAGAAAGAGACUCUCAUAGUUUCAGUAAUUGUUGUCCAUUUGCUGUAUUCAGAUCAAAUCUGAGGAAGAAGUUUGAGUGUUUGUAUGAGGUAACAUCAAAUGAGAGAAACCCAAUACUACUGAAUGAGAUCUACACAGAGCUCUACAUCACAGAGAGUGAAAGUGGAGAGAUCAGUAAUGAACAUGAGGUGAGACAGAUUGAGACACAAUCCAGAAGAACAACAACAGAGGAGACACCAAUCAAAUGUAAUGACAUCUUUAAACCUUUACCUGAACAACACAAACACAUCAGAAGUGUGCUGACAAAGGGAGUCGCUGGCAUUGGAAAAACAGUCUCUGUACAGAAGUUCAUUCUGGACUGGGCUGAAGAGAAAGAGAAUCAGGACGUCCACCUCAUAUUUCCACUUCCUUUCAGAGAGAUCAAUUUGAUGAAGGACAAAACACUCAGUCUUUUAGAUCUUCUUCAUCUUUUCUUCCCAGAGACAAAAGAAAUGGAAAUCUUCAGUGAAGAAUAUAAAGUGUUGUUCAUCUUUGAUGGUUUGGAUGAGUGUCGUCUGUCUCUGGAUUUUCACAGCAGUGUGAGGUUGUGUGAUGUAAAUGAAUCAACCUCAGUGGACGUGAUGCUGACAAACCUCAUCAAGGGGAAUCUGUGUCCCUCUUCUCUCAUCUGGAUCACCUCCAGACCAGCAGCAGCUGAUCUCAUCCCCUCUGAGUGUGUUGAUCGAGUCACAGAGGUACGAGGCUUUAGUGAUCCACAGAAGGAGGAAUACUUCAGGAAGAGAAUCAGUGAUGAGAGACUAUCUGAUCAAAUCAUCUCACACAUGAAGUUAUCCAGGAGUCUCUACAUCAUGUGUCACAUCCCAGUCUUCUGCUGGAUUUCAGUCACUGUUCUAGAGAGAAUGUUGAGUGAAGCAGAGAGUCAAGAGAUCCCCAAGACUCUCACUCAAAUGUACACACACUUCCUGAUCAUUCAGACAAACAUCAAACAUCAGAAGGACUAUGAGAAGAAAGAUGAAGACAUGAUCUUCAAACUUGGGAAACUGGCUUUUGAGCAGCUUCUGAAAGGCAAUCUGAUCUUCUAUGAUGAAGACUUGAUAGAGUGUGGCAUUGAUGUAGCAGAAGCAUCAGUGUACUCGGGAUUGUGUACUCAGAUUUUCAGAGAGGAGUUUGGUUUGUAUCAGGGGAAAGUUUACUGCUUUGUUCAUCUGAGCAUCCAGGAACAUUUAGCAGCUCUUUAUGCUCACAUCUCCUUUAUAAAUGAAAACAGAAAUGUGUUUGAUCAAAGUCUUAAACCAGUUCGACUGUUUAACAUUUUGGAUAUGGUACAACAGAAGUCAACAAAAUCUGAGUUGCAUCAGCGAGCAGUAGAUGAAGCUUUACAAAGUAAGAAUGGACAUCUGGAUCUUUUUCUACGUUUUCUUCUGGGCCUUUCACUGGAUUCCAAUCAGAUUCUCUUACAGAAUCUACUAACACAGAUAAGAAGAUGCUCCUACAAGAAAGUGAAAACUGUUGAGUACAUUAAACAGAAGCUCAAUGAUAAUCUGUCUACUGAGAAAUCCAUCAAUCUGAUUCACUGUUUAAAUGAACUGGGUGAUGAUUCACUGCUGCAGGAGAUUCAACAUUAUGUGAAAUCUGAAUCAAUAGGAAAGACCAAGCUCUCCUCUUCACAGUGGGCAGCUUUAGUUUUUGUUUUGUUGACAUCUGAGCAACAUUUGGAUGAACUUAAUCUAAACACAUUUAUUGGAGAUAAAAAGAAAGCAGAUGAUGUUCUAGUGAAACUACAGCCUGUAAUUAAAGAAUCCAAAAAACUACAGUUGAGUGAUUGUUCUAUCAGACAAGAAGGUUGUGUUGCUCUGACUUCAGCUCUGAGAUCAAACCCAUCACACAUGACACAUCUGAAUCUGUCUAAGGUUAAUCUAAAAGAUUCAGGAGUGAAGCUGAUCUCUGAUGUACUGAAGAAUCCUGACUGUAAACUGAUGUCACUCAGGUUGAGUUCUUGUACAAUCACAGCUGAAGGUUGUGCUGCUCUGAGAUCUGCUUUUAUAUCAAACCCAUCACACCUGAGAGAACUGGAGCUGUCUGGAAAUAAUCUUGGAGAUUCAGGAGUGAAGCUGAUCUCUGAUGUACUGAAGAUUCCUGACUGUAAUCUGAAAAAAUUGAACUUGUUGAAUUGUCAUAUCAGAUAUGAAGGUUGUUUUGCUUUGACUUCAGCUCUGGGAUCAAACCCAUCACACCUGAGAGAUCUAAAUCUGUCUGAGAAUAAACUACGAGAUUCAGAAGUGAAGCUGAUCUCUGAUUUAUUGAAAAAUCCUGACUGUAAACUGAAGAAACUGGAGUUGUGUGAUUGUAAUAUCAGAGUUGAAGGUUGUGUUGAUCUGACUUCAGCUUUGAAAUUAAACCCAUCUCACCUGAGACAUCUAAAUCUCUCUGAUAAUAAUAAUCUUAAAGAUUCAGGGGUGAAGCUGAUCUCUGAUGUACUGAAGGAUUCUGACUGUAAACUAAAGAUAUUGAAGUUGAGUUCUUGUAAUAUCACAGAGGAAGGAUGUGGUGCUCUGACUUCAGCUCUGACAUCAAACCCAUCACACCUGAGAGAACUGAAUCUGACUAAUAAUAAACUAAGAGAUUCAGGAGUGAAGCUGAUCUCUGAUGUACUGAAGAAUCCUGACUGUAAACUGAAGAUACUGAAGUUGUGUGCUUGUAAUAUCACAGCUGAAGGUGGUGAUGCUCUUUCUUCAGCUAUGAAAUCAAGCCCAUUACACCUGACACAUCUGAAUCUGUCUAAUAAUGAAUUUAGAGAUUUAGGAGUGAAUUUGCUAUCUGAUGUACUGAAGAAUCCUGACUGUAAACUGAAGAUACUGAACUUGAGUCACUGUAAUAUCCCAGGUGAAGGACGUACUGUUCUGGAAUCAGCAAUGAGAUCAAACCCAUCACACCUUGCACAUCUGGACCUCAGAGGAAAUAAACUGAAUUAAUACUGUAAAGCUACUUUCUGAUGUAUAGUAUGAUAGUACAGGGUUUCCCAAACUGGAGCUCACGAUGAUCAAUGUUAUAUACUGUUCUUCAUUUCUACAUUUAUUUAUGUGAUAAAUUUAUUGUUGUGUUCUGCAUUUUCUUGCAUUUGCAUAAAUAUGUUGUAUUGUACAUGUCAGUCAAUGAUGUAGCCAACCGUUCUUAAGAUGUCGGCCAGAGAUGAGCAGAUCAAAAUUUCCAUCUGUAGUUCUCCAGUCAGUAUUAUACAUUUUUAUACAAAUCUAUUGUAGUCACUUACAUUAUGUGUUAAAGGGAAACCAGGCAAGUCUGCGUAAUAUUUCUCUACGAGCUCCCCCUAUUGUCUGAAAGUAAAUGCUUUCAAACACAUUGUCGUAAAAACCAACUG
Molecule: messenger RNA, 3894 nt
Organism: Misgurnus anguillicaudatus (oriental weatherfish)
Lineage: Eukaryota; Metazoa; Chordata; Actinopteri; Cypriniformes; Cobitidae
Source: RefSeq, a predicted model, not a curated record